CCUCGUGGCUUCACAUGAGCACUUCCGCUAGGCCACCAUGCCCGCCGGAAGGUGGUUUGUUGUAGUCGGACAGUGGAUGAGGAAAACAGGAGGGAGUUAAAGGUUCCCAUAACCAGUUUUAAAGCUGUCAUUUUCAGGGCGCGGAACCGUGGGAAGAGAACGUGAAUCAGGGAUAGACAAGAGACGCCAAACACAAGUGAAACAUCACAAAUAGACCCCAAACCCCAGUCUUUUAACUCCUGAAAUUCUGCGGGGCAGGCAAAGCGAGGCGGGUGGCGAUGGAGCCCUCACCGGCUAAGGGCAAACCACAGGGUCGGUUAUUGGUGUCCACGACUCUGGACGCUAAGGAUGAGCUGGAGGAGCGCUUGGAGAGAUGUGUUGGGAUUGUCACCUCCCUGAUUAACGGGUUGUCGGAGCGUGAAGCCAACGACACCCUCACUGCACACGUGUGUAAGGGGUCCCAGCAGCACGAGGAGGUCUGUCUGGGGCUUUUCACCCUCCUCCUGACGGAGCCGACCCAGGCACAGAGGUGCUACAGGGACCUGACUCUGGUCAACCGAGACGGGAUGAACGUGAUCCUCAUCAAGAUCAACCAGAUCCUGAUGGAGAAGUUCCUCAAACUGCAGGACGUCUGCCGCACCCAGCUGGUGUGGUUGGUGCGGGAGCUGGUGAAGAACGGGGUUAUGGGAGCGGACGGGGUGCUGAUGACCCUCAUGAAGCAGAUAGCAGGUGGGGACAUCUCUAGUAAGAACCUGUGGCUGGCUGAGAAUGUUCUGGAAAUCCUUGUGGAUCAGAGAGAGUGGGUUCUGAAGAGUGGCAUGCUCAUCGCCAUGUCUGUGUACACGUACCUGCGGCUCAUGGUGGAUCACCACGGCACCGCCCCACUGCAGGCCCUCCGACAGAGAGAGGUGGACUUCUGCAUCGGCCUGCUCAGAGAGAAGAUGGACCUGCUUGUGGAGGACCUGCUGCACAACCUCGACCCUCAGCUGCAGUCAUGUCUCCUCCAGCUGCUCACCUCCCGUACGUCCCGGAAGUUUCUGGCCUGUCGCCUCACCCCCGACAUGGAGACCAAACUCCUCUUCAUGACCUCACGGGUCCGGUUCGGCCAGCAGAAGCGGUACCAGGACUGGUUCCAGAGGCAGUACCUGUCGACGGCGGACAGCCAGUCCCUCCGCUGCGACCUGAUUCGCUACAUCUGCGGCGUGGUGCACCCGUCCAAUGAGGUGCUGAGCUCCGACAUCCUGCCCCGCUGGGCCAUCAUUGGCUGGCUGCUCACCACCUGCACGUCCAACGUCGCUGCGUCCAACGCCAAGCUGGCUCUGUUCUACGAUUGGCUGUUCUUCAACCCUGAAAAGGACAGCAUCAUGAACAUAGAGCCGGCCAUCUUGGUGAUGCACCACUCAAUGAAGCCCCAUCCCGCCAUCACCGCCACCCUGCUGGACUUCAUGUGCCGGAUCAUCCCUAACUUCUUCCCCCCGUUAGAGGUGCAGGUUCGACAGGGCGUCUUCAACUCCCUCAACUUCAUCAUGGAGAAGAGGGUCCUGGCUCACCUGGCCCCCCUGUUUGAUAACCCGAAACUGGACCGAGAGUUGCGCUGCAUGCUGCGGGACCGUUUCCCAGAGUUCUGCAGCUCCCCCUCGCCCCCACAGAGGUGCAAAACUGUGUCGAUGGCAAGUUCUGUUGCCAGCGUAAAACUGAUGGAUAUGCAUCAGAUUUGUGUACGUUCCCCCCAUUUCACAGUGAAAAUGGAAGAGUCUGCUUCCAUGGAGAUGGACAACCAUGUGCUGGACAAGGAGGAUGGUUGCUACGACAACACAGAGGCCGCCUUCAGCGAUGACGAGGAGGAGCUGAACAACAAAGGCAAAAAGCGGGAAUUCAGGUUCCACCCAAUCAGGGAGGCCAUAAUCGAGGAGCCUCCUGACAUCACGCCCUUUGUGGACCAAUUGGACGAAACUGUGAGGGAAAAAGUGUUGCAGUUACAAAAAGGAAAUGACACAGAGGUUCAGUGUGAGGUGAUGCAGGAGCUUGUGGACCUGAUCCUUGAGGAGGACUUUGACACGGAGCAGAUGUCUUCGCUGGCUUCCUGUUUGGCGGAGCUGUUUAAGGGUCACUUCCGGGGCGACGUCCUGCCUGAUGAGAUCACUGAGGAGAGCCUGGAGGAGUCGGUGUGCAAGCCCGUGUGCCUGGUCUUCCGGAACCUGUGCCAGAUGCAGGAGGACAACAGCGGCUUCUCCGUCCUGCUGGACAUGCUGGCCGAGCUGUACCAGAAGCAGCCCAAGAUCGGCUACCACCUGCUCUACUACCUCAAGGCCAGCAAAGCGGCGAUGGGGAAGAUGAGCCUGUACGAGGCCUUCGCCCAGGCCACGGCGCUGGGUGACCUGCACACCUGUCUGAUGAUGGACAUGAAGGCCUGCCAGGAGGAUGACGUCCGGCUGCUCUGCUACCUCACCCCCUCCAUCCUUUCAGCCUCACCUCCAUCUCAGUUCCCGGAUGAGACACUGCGCAGUGGAGAACUGCUCAAUAUGAUUGUGGCUGUCAUUGAUUCCACACAGCUGCAGGAGCUGAUGUGUCACGUGAUGAUGGGGAAUCUGGUCAUGUUCCGGAAAGACUCUGUUCUGAACAUCCUCAUUCAGUCUCUGGACUGGGAGACCUUUGAGCAGUACAGCACCUGGCAGCUGUUCCUGGCCCACAGCAUCCCCCUGGAGACCAUAAUCCCCAUCCUACAGCACCUCAAAUACAAGGAGCACCCUGAAGCUCUGUCCUGUCUACUGCUGCAGCUUCGCAGGGAAAAGCCCACAGAGGAGAUGGUGAAGAUGGUGCUGAGCCGGCCCUGCCACCCGGAGGACCAGUUCACCACCAGCAUCCUGCGGCACUGGGCGGCCAAACACGACGACGUGCUGGGGGAGCACAUCAAGGCCCUGCUCAUCAAGAACAACAACCUGCCACGCAAGCGCCAGAGUUUGCGUAGCUCCAGCAGUAAGCUGGCCCAGCUGACCCUCGAGCAGAUCCUGGAGCACAUGGACAACCUGCGGCUCAACCUCAGCAACAUCAAGAACAACUUCUUCGCGCAGACGCCCAUUCUGCAGGCCCUGCAGCACGUUCAGGCCAGCUGUGACGAGGCCCACAAAAUGAGGUUCAGCGACCUCUUCUCGUUGGCUGAGGAGUAUGAGGACUCCUCCAAGCCGCCCAAGACACGGCGCAAGGCGGCGGCGUCCUCCCCUCGGUCACGCAAGGGCGCGGCGCCCCCUGCCAGCAACGAGGAGGAGAGCGCCUCCAGCAGCGCCUCGGAAGAGGAAGACUCCAAGCCCAAAGCACCCAAGAGGAAGAGGAAAGGGUCAUCAGCUGUGGGCUCGGACAGCGACUGAGGCACGCCCACCCCUUAUUCCUGCCAUUGUGACAUCACUGGAGACACGCCCACCGGGGGGAGGGGGGUGGAGCUUCCGCUCAAGACUGCCGCUGCUGCUACUGGCUGGAAACCAGCCGUGGAAACAUGCCCCACCUUCCCCUCACCACCCCUCUCUGCUGAUUGGCUGCUCUGCAUCUGUGGGUGUGGCUGGGAAGAGGAAGGGCUGAGAGUGCCGAAAGAACUCCAGUCACUGUGGCACAGACUUUUAGGGACAGACUCGACUGACAGACUUGAAAAGCUUCUGCCAACGCAGAGGGGAUCAUGCAGCAAGAUUUCACGAGGCAGGAGAGGAAGUGUGCCCUGUUUCCGCCCUCCCACUUCCUGCGGUGUGUCCCUGUGCGGACGUCUGCCGUUACCGCUCCGUGAAGUUUAAGAACUCUUCUGGUCCUCGAGACCCACCUCGUGUUGGUUCAGGCAAAUGACUUGGGGCGGGGUGGGGACACCGCUUCAUACCUUAAAAUGCUUUUAACUGAGAGUCGACUAGAAGUGGCCAGGUACAUAGUUACACUUUCAUGGGGAAAACAGUCCUUCCGGUUUAAAAAAAUAAUGAAUUUUACAGGAUAUUGUGGUAAUGGGAUCAAAGCUGCUGUUUGUAGUGGAAAUUGCAGGUCGUCUUUGUUUUUGUUUUGGGGAAAGGAGGGCAAAUUUGAGCCAAAAAUCAUGAUGCUCUCUGUUUGGGUUGUCGCCAUGGUUACGGGUGGGCCAGUAAGAGACAUCACAGGAAUCAGUCGGUUCAUUUUAUUACAAAGGGGACUACAACGACCAACAGAGAAACGGACUUACGAUGUGACGGCCGAGAGGUUUUUAAACACCAGUUUCUUUCUACUGACCUAUUUUCAUAUAAAGAACAUAAAUAUAUUAAUAAAAAAAGGCCAAAAAAAUAAAUAAAACAUGUUAAAUUACA
Messenger RNA from Anguilla rostrata (American eel), 4310 nucleotides. RefSeq names its product integrator complex subunit 3-like. Lineage: Eukaryota; Metazoa; Chordata; Actinopteri; Anguilliformes; Anguillidae. Gene Ontology annotation, cellular component: cytoplasm. The transcript has 29 exons. Bases 279 to 3365 code for a protein of 1028 amino acids. The record is from RefSeq and is a predicted model, not a curated record.